This is a messenger RNA of Sparassis crispa, 1518 nucleotides long. RefSeq lists its product as hypothetical. Lineage: Eukaryota; Fungi; Basidiomycota; Agaricomycetes; Polyporales; Sparassidaceae. The transcript has a single exon. The record is from RefSeq and is a predicted model, not a curated record. The coding region runs from base 1 to 1518 and encodes 505 amino acids.
AUGACAAAAGUAUCGGCGCGUCAUGAAGAAGCAGGAACGCACGAAGAUACAGUCGAUGCUGCCAUGAAUCACGGGUCGGACGAGUUGUCACGGCCUCGAGAACUUUGUACCAGACUGGUGUCCAACUGCGAUAUUUCGGCCAGCAAAGUCGCACCUAUCCAUUGUCUCUCAGAGGACGUCCUGAGAUUGAUCUUUCAAACUGGAUGGAAGUGGGAUUCUGACAUUCUGGACGAGGAUCUCUCCCGCGAGCGAAUGCAAUUCUCCAUCUGUAUUGCUUCCGUAUGCCGAGCAUGGAGAACAAUCGCGCACGCCACUUCAAGACUCUGGUCUGUAAUCUACUUCUUCCCGGACCGCCAACGGUCUCUAGUAGCGCUAGAGUCGUUCCUCUGUCUUUCGCGUCGCCAGAAGCUAUCCAUUUCAAUUAGCUACCGUUACGGACGUGAGGACGCAGCCAUUCCGCAGGACAUGUCAAUGGAACAUGUGUGGGUUGCCGCCGUGAUGCGCUUGUUGGUAAAGCAUGUAGACCGAUGGGAGCUACUGGUCAUGGAGCUGGAGGACAUCCGAACGACAGAGACGAUUUUCUCGAUCUGGACUACUCCUGCGGUGGCGCUGAAACAGCUGGUUCUAUAUGCUGAACCCGGCGUCGAGCACCCAGAAUCAAUGAGCUUUCCAUCUGCUCCCGAAUUGCGUUCCCUUGAGCUGCUUAUUCCUCUUCUUUCGCAGACGCACAAUAUCGCGUCCAGCUUCCCAGCACUGGAGAACCUUGUACUGGGCACUUCCUUUCCUGACGCAGACUUUAGAUUUUUGAGAACUUUGCAGCCCAUACAGCACCUAUGCCACCUUGCACUUACUGGUGUGCUUUGUGACAUGCUGCUGCAAGACCCGAAUCUCAAAUUUCAUUUUUCAGCACUUGAGAGCCUCCACUUGGAGGCGACGCCCAUCGACCACGUAUACGAGUGUCUCUCAGUGCUCGAAGCACCCCUCCUCACAACCCUCCGCCUCGAUUUAGAGAACGAACACUUCAUCACGACCCACACGGGCCCGUUCAUUCGCCAGCCAGAACGCUUCCCUCUCCUACACUCCAUAGUAUUUGCCGGACUUGAACCCAAUCUUGGUCUCAGCAAUGUCUCGCAAUUCCUCGGCAGCCUCAAGUCCGCACAGGUGCUCUUCAUCGGACACCGCAUUGAAGAAUUCAUGAAGGCCGCUUCUCUAUGUCGGCCCCGCGAGGGAUGGUGCUUCGUCCGGUUGGCGUCCCUGACGAUCAGCUAUGAUUCCGGCGUGCCGCCCCAGGCACUCCGCGACCUGGUAGAAGCGCGCCGCACAGCCUCCUGCGCAGAGCAUCUCCCGGAGCAGCUUCGGCCGCUGAAAAUCGAGGAGAUCCAGGUGAAUACGUCGGUGGAGCUUCCGACGGGGGAUCGUCGGUGGUUCGAAGCGAAUCUGCGGAAAUUCACGUGGUCGAAGGACCAGCAGCAGCCUUGUCUGAACGGUUGGAUGGAGUUUACAGUCCUCUCUCCAUGA